UUCACGCGCGCACACACACACACACAAUCCCCAUUUGAAUUUGAUUUCUCUCAUAUUAAUACCUGCCUCCAAACCCCAUCUCUCUCCCAUCUCUCCAUCGUAGCAAAAAGAUCUGUCUUUGAAUUCCAUUUGUUUCUGUCUCUGUCCAAUAAUAUAAAAACCUUUGUAUUUGCUUUGAGGAAAAGUGAAAGAGUUUUAUCAUGGCUGAGGAAACCAAGAACACCACAACUCCUGAAUCCCAAGUGGCUGUGCCAUCUGAUGUUCCUGUCCUUGACAACCCUGUAACCACCCUCCCAGAUAAGGAGGCCCCUCCACAGCCGGAGAAGGUUGAGGAACCUGCACCCGAGGAAGUGGUGCAAGGACAGAAGGAGAAAGAUGAAGCACCUCAAGACAACAAGAUUGCUGAAUCUGCUUCAUUCAAGGAGGAGAGCAACAAGGUUGAUGAUCUCAUCGACCCAGAAAAGAAAGCCUUGGAUGAGUUCAAACUGUUGAUUCGUGAGGCGCUUAACAAGCAUGAAUUCACCGCUCCACCGCCCGCACCCUCUAAGGACGAGGAGAAAAAGGAGGAAGACCCAAAACCUCAAGACAAAAAGGAAGGUGAAGAACCAAAACCUGAGGAGAAGAAGGACGAGGAAGAACUAAAACCUGAAGAUAAGAAAGAAGAAGAGACAACGACCGAAGCCAAAACAGAAGCACCUGCUGAAGAGAAGAAAGAAAAUGAGCCAUCAGAAACAGUGGUGGUUGAGAAGGUUGAAGAAAAAGUUGAAACGGUGGAAGAAGAAAUCAAAGAAACUAUAGUUCAUGAAGUUGCCGCCCCUGCUCCACCACCAUGUGAGGAGCCGGCCGCCGCUACGGCUGAGGAGGAGAAGCCCAAGGAGGCAGAGGAAGAAACAGCUACACCACUAGCACCGGAGGAGGUUUCCAUCUGGGGUGUCCCACUUCUUGCUGACGAGAGGAGUGACGUGAUUCUCCUCAAGUUCUUGAGGGCCAGGGAUUUUAAAGUAAAGGAAGCUUUUGCCAUGCUGAAAAGUGUGGUGGCAUGGAGAAAAGAGUUCAAGAUUGAUGAGUUGUUGGAAGAGGAAGGAAUCGGUGAGGGUCUUGAAAAGGUCGUGUAUAUUCAUGGAGUGGACAAAGAGGGGCACCCUGUUUGCUACAAUGCUUUUGGUGAGUUUCAGGAUAAGGAGUUGUAUAGCAACACCUUUUCUGAUGCUGAGAAGAGAGCCAAGUUUUUGAGGUGGUAUAUUCAGUUCCUGGAGAAGAAUAUCAGGAAACUUGACUUUAGUCCUGACGGCACCUGCACUAUUGUUCAAGUCACCGAUCUCAAGAAUUCCCCUGGACUUAUCUUGUUCAAGAAAGAACUUCGCCAAGCUACCAACCAGGCUCUUCAGUUGCUCCAGGACAACUACCCCGAAUUUGUUGCCAAACAGGUGUUCAUCAAUGUUCCAUGGUGGUAUGUGGCUUACAAUAGGAUGAUCAGUCCAUUCUUGACACAAAGGACCAAGAGCAAAUUUGUGUUUGCCGGCCCUACCAGGACUGCUGAGACCCUCUUCAAAUACAUAGCACCUGAGCAAGUACCAGUUCAAUACGGUGGGCUUAGCAAGGAGGGCGAACACGAAUUCACCACUGCUGAUGCUGCAACAGAGGAAACUAUUAAGCCCGCAAGCAAACACACAAUUGUAUUGCCGAUCGCAGAGGCUGGCACAUUGAUUUGGGAGGUGAGGGUGGCAGGCUGGGAUGUUUCCUAUGGAGCUGAAUUCGUACCAAGUAACGAAGAAGGUUACACUUGGAUUGUACAGAAGUCGAGGAAGAUGGGAGCAGGGGAUGAACAAGUUGUAAGCUGCACCUUCAAGAUUGGUGAAGCAGGCAAGGUUGUGCUCACAUUUGACAACCAAACAUCAAAGAAGAAGAAGCUUCUCUACAGGUCCAAGACCAAGCCCUCUGAAUGAGAUUCCUCAACAGUAUAUGAAGGCUUCCUCCAUUUGUUCAUUCACAUAUUCUUUUUGUCUGAUUGAUAUUUAAAACUUAGUUCUGAAAUGUUAAAGGUGGGAGUUUUCUACAUUUGUUGGUUGUUGUUGUUGUUUUGUUUUUCACAUCUUUUUGAAGUUGGAUUAUUUAAGUGAGUGGAGAAAUGAUUUGGGUGGGUUGUGCAAGGACGAGAAGAAAUGAUAGAGAGCGAGCAUAGGGGGGGGAGAGGAAGACAAUUUGUGAAAUAUGGAUAGAAACAAACAUAUUUGUGUUUAGUUGCUGAUGUUUUGGCACUGUAAAUUUGAGGAGUUUUGUCAUUGCUUAUGUUGGGUUUCAUGGAUGGUGAUGUUUAUUGGAUUCUUCAGACCUGGAAAUAUUUUAGCUGAGCUUCAUUGA
Molecule: messenger RNA, 2361 nt
Organism: Sesamum indicum (sesame)
Lineage: Eukaryota; Viridiplantae; Streptophyta; Magnoliopsida; Lamiales; Pedaliaceae
Product: patellin-3
Molecular function (GO): lipid binding
Source: RefSeq, a predicted model, not a curated record